Messenger RNA from Tyto alba (common barn owl), 1056 nucleotides. RefSeq names its product kinetochore localized astrin (SPAG5) binding protein (gene KNSTRN). Gene Ontology annotation, biological process: mitotic sister chromatid segregation; regulation of attachment of spindle microtubules to kinetochore; spindle organization. The record is from RefSeq and is a predicted model, not a curated record. Bases 62 to 799 code for a protein of 245 amino acids. Lineage: Eukaryota; Metazoa; Chordata; Aves; Strigiformes; Tytonidae. Gene Ontology annotation, cellular component: kinetochore; microtubule plus-end; centriolar satellite. The transcript is spliced from 8 exons.
CGCCCCAGCCGUUGGGCGGCGGGCUGGAUUCAAACGGCGGCUGAGGGGGAGCGCGGCCGUCAUGGAGGGGGAGGGUUCCCGCAUUCCCGUCUACAGCGUGUUCCACCGCACCGGCCCGCCCGCGGAAAUGCAAACAGCUUUUCCGUCAAAGAAACAAUGUGUCAGCAAAACAGCAGAUCUAGAGUUCAACAGAGAUCCCAAUUUUAACUUUAGCUCAAACAUUCCAGCAGAGGGUGUCUUCAAAGCUACAAACCAAGGGUUGCCUAAAUCUGCCAAGAAAGUGGAACCCCUUUCAAAGAAGACAGCUACAAGAGGACCUCUUAGCAGAUACAAACUAGAAACAGAACUGAAGACCAAGAAUCAGCUGUUAGAAACAGCCAAACAACAGCUACACUCCAGACUAACAGGAGCACAGUGCACUAUAAAGGAGUUAAAGGAGGAGAAUGAAGGCCUGCUACAAGAAGUUGAGAAGCUCAAGAAAUUUCAGGAGACUUGCAUGGUGAUUUUAGAAAGCAGAAACAUUGAUCCUGUUACAGGCAGCAACAUUUUGGAGGAGGAAGAAAAGACCCAAGAAUGCCAGAAACAGACAACGCUGUUAACUGAGAAGCUCAUAGAAGAAUUGAGGCUAUUUAAUCAAACUGCUGCAAAAGAAAAGGAGGAGCUUCAGGCAGCGCUGGCCAAGUGGAAAUCAGCCGAAGAAGGGAGGCAGCGGUCACUGGAGAAGCAUGCCUCCUUUCGAGCAGAAAUCAAGGAGUGCUCAGCAACCCUUGAUGACUUGGAGCAGCUCCUGGCUAUGUGAGGCAUGAGGAAGGACUCUACCGUCUUCUUUUUUUAUUGUUAUUUUACUGGUUUACUCCUAGCUCUGUGGCCUCUACUUUGCAAACCUAGUUCUUAAGUUUGAUGGCCUAAACCGAGGAGCGUGGGGGGUGACUGGGAGCUCCCAUUGCCUUGCCCAGGCUCUGUUCCCUCACCCCUCGCUGGUGUGGGCUCCCCGAUUUCGGUCUCUCAGCCUGUUGUACCUAUUAGUGUGUUCAUCCCAUUAAAGUACUGGAAGGA